CAUCAUCAAAGAAAAACUGUUUGAAUCAUCAAGAUGCUGCGUUCAAUGAUGUUCAAGAAUGUUGUUCAUUACAACGAACACCAAUCAGUGGAAUUCAGCGAUGGAUUUAAUUUAAUUAUUGGAAGAAAUGGUAGUGGGAAAUCCGUUAUUUUCGAACUUAUUAGACGUUGCAUGUCAACAAGAAUAAGUUCAACUAUACCCUCCACUUGUGGCAACGAAAAAGACCCAGCUUUUGCAAUAUGCAGAUUUACUAAUUUGGAAAGAAGUCCAUGUGAAUUGUUGUCCGGAAUAUUUAUGGCUUUGGAAGGCGAAAAAAAAUAUUUUGUGAAGUUUAUUAUAUACAAAUAUUCAGAUAGAUUGCUGGGUUGUGCUGAUAAAUAUGAUUGCAUAUCUACUGGGGGGAAAAUAAAAUCUAUUGGUGCGUUAAUGGCAUCGAGAGAAAAUGUGCCAAUCACCGAUGUUGAUGCUUUGAAAAAUUACAUAGAAAAUGGUACAAUACCAAAAAACAUCGAUACUUUUGUGAGGGAAAUCAUCAGUUCUUUUCCGAAGUCUGAAUUUGACUUACUUAGCUCAGGAGAGCCUCAAAGUGCCUGUCAAUUGGUAUUAUACGAACUAGAAAAUUUCUUUGUAGCAACUUUUCCGAUGCGAUCGAUUGGUCCAUCUCAGUGGACAGAAAGUGAGCGAGUUAGAGCAAACUGGCGAGAAGCAAACGAGAAAGAAGUCAAUGCUAGAGCAGAGAUUAUUCGUGACCUGUAUUUUCCAGAGGAAGGGAAGGAAAGUACUGAAAACAAAAGGCGAAUAGACAAAAAAUUAUUCCAAGAUACAUUAGAUAAGUUAACGUAUCCAAAUCAUUUUGAAGUAGGUGGGACUGCACACACCAUAACAAUUAAUGGAAUUAGUCUUUUAAGAGCUCCUGAAGGUAUUGUAGAGGCAAUACAAUUUGCGCUUAUAUUCGCAUGCAACGAUUUUAAAACAAUUUGUUUAGAGGAACCAGAUCGAGGAAUGCAUCCCGAAAUGGUUGAACGUCUAAGAGAAUUAAUUUUUAGAUCGGAAGGAAAAGCUUUCAUCCUGAUCUCUCACAACAUUUCAUUUGUCAGCAGGUGGACAAUUCCAAAAACACAUGUAUGUGUUUCUGAAAAAGUUGAUGCCACUCCAAAUCAUAAAGUUGUAUCUUGUAGUAAUCUGAGUUAUAUUUCUCAGAGAAGUGUCAAACUGUUAACUGACACAGAUGAUCUUAAAAAAGUUUUGUUUGCAAGAAGAAUUCUUUGUGUCGAGGGCAAGGCAGACAAAAUAGUAAUUGAAGGUAUUUUUAGUUAUCUUGUGCAACACAUUGAUGACGAAAAUUUGAGAAGGGAAUUGAAUCUAGAUCCAAUGGACAUACAGAAUAUAUCAAGUCAUCAAUUAAUUGAGCUAGGUUCAUGCUCUUAUGAGGAACAGAUUAGAAGCUGUUGUGAAGAUUUCAAUGUAAGUUGUAGAUUUCUUCUCGACCUAGACGCCUACGUCGUGAUCACGAAGGAUGAAAAGAAAAAAGCCACCAGUAUUGCAAUUCAAGGUUUCAAGAUAAGACAAAAGGGAAGGUUCGAUAAAUUUAAAACGCUUGAUUCAUUCAUUAGUGAUCCUGAAGGGUUAGAUGUACUAAUACGAUUAAAAGAAAUUGAUCAAACAUUUUUCUGGAAAGGGGGACGAAUCGAAGAACUAAUAGUAAAAUCUCUUGAUGCAUCCGAGUUCAGUGCUAUCUUUACUGAAGCACGUUAUAUAAAACAUCCUCUUUCCGAGGUAGAAUUUGUCAGUAAAAAUGCUAAAAAUGAACUCCAAGAGUUUAUCUUGAGAGGAGAUAAUAAUUCCCUUCUUUUUAAAACAUUGGUGAUGAAAGAUGAAAUAAAAAGAUUUGUUGAAUUUAUGAAGAGAAAUUGAAA
Molecule: messenger RNA, 1916 nt
Organism: Saccostrea echinata
Lineage: Eukaryota; Metazoa; Mollusca; Bivalvia; Ostreida; Ostreidae
Exons: 2
Coding region: 34-1914 (626 amino acids)
Biological process (GO): double-strand break repair
Molecular function (GO): ATP hydrolysis activity
Source: RefSeq, a predicted model, not a curated record